AUGCAACUUUCACGCAUCAUUGCUCACGCACUCGCUGCAGCGAUUGCCGCUUCAGCUGUGUCGCUCACUGAUGCCGCAUCGGGCUCGAUGACUCCAAGCAGAAACACCAAUAAUGCCAAGACCCACAGCGUCGCAGAGACCACGCAGCGCAAACUGGGUGAAGGCGGCGGUUUCGGUGCUGUUGACCUGACGGUCCAGACUGAAGCGAACACCUUUCAGGGGACAAUGUUCGCCCAAAACAUCCAGGACGAUACCAAGAAGAGCGAGCAAGAGGUCUCUGUAACCCAGGUUUACGCACAGAUUGGCCAGGGCGGCAAUACUGGGGAGGAGAAGCAGGAAGGCAAUGCAAAGAAGGAUGAUAUGGAGAAAGAGAAGAAGGAGCAGCAGGAGAAGGUGACGAAGGAGCAGCAGGAGAAGGUGACAACGGAGCAGCAGGAGAAGGUGACGAUGGAGCAGCACCAGAAGGAGACGAAGGAGCAGCAGGAGAAGGUGACGAUGGAGCAGCAGGAGAAAGAGACGAAGGAGCAGCAGGAGAAGGUGACGAUGGAGCAGCACCAGAAGGAGACGAAGGAGCAGCAGGAGAAGGUGACGAUGGAGCAGCACCAGAAGGAGACGAAGGAGCAGCAGGAGAAGGUGACGAUGGAGCAGCAGGAGAAAGAGACGAAGGAGCAGCAGGAGAAGGUGACGAUGGAGCAGCACCAGAAGGAGACGAAGGAGCAGCAGGAGAAGGUGACGAUGGAGCAGCAGGAGAAAGAGACGAAGGAGCAGCAGGAGAAGGUGACGAUGGAGCAGCACCAGAAGGAGACGAAGGAGCAGCAGGAGAAGGUGACGAUGGAGCAGCAGGAGAAAGAGACGAAGGAGCAGCAGGAGAAGGUGACGAUGGAGCAGCACCAGAAGGAGACGAAGGAGCAGCAGGAGAAGGUGACGAUGGAGCAGCACCAGAAGGAGACGAAGGAGCAGCAGGAGAAGGUGACGAUGGAGCAGCAGGAGAAAGAGACGAAGGAGCAGCAGGAGAAGGUGACGAAGGAGAAGUUGGAGAAGAAAAAUGUGUAUGAUCAGAAUGAUCAAGGUGUUCCGGAGAACCCGAACAUGGAGAAGCCAUCUACGAAUUCGACGACGAAGGGUAAUCCUUUACUGCGUAAGGUGGGCUGUCCUGUCUAA
Peronospora farinosa is the source of this 1161-nucleotide messenger RNA. Lineage: Eukaryota; Oomycota; Peronosporomycetes; Peronosporales; Peronosporaceae. The record is from the annotation of a GenBank genome assembly.